Molecule: messenger RNA, 768 nt
Organism: Nerophis lumbriciformis (worm pipefish)
Lineage: Eukaryota; Metazoa; Chordata; Actinopteri; Syngnathiformes; Syngnathidae
Source: RefSeq, a predicted model, not a curated record
AUGGUUCUGCUGACAGUUGCCAUUGCGGUCCCGCUUCUUCUCCUGCGCCCCUCGGAGACCUCCGCACAUUACUACGAAAUGAUGGGCACCUGUCGGAUGGUGUGCGACCCCUACGGCACAAAACCCGGGGAUGCGGCCGCAGGGGAGGAGACCCAGACCGUCAACGGCAUCGCACCGCUACCGCCGAUGGCGCAAGGGAGUCGCGGGGAACCGGGGCGACCGGGAAAACCGGGACUAAGGGGUCCGCCGGGAGAACCGGGACCCCCGGGAGCCAGGGGUCCUCCGGGGGAGCGAGGCGGCGGCAAAGUCGCCUUUCCUGCUUUAACAGCCACGGCCGCCGGCGACGCAGAUGCCAACUCUACAAACAGCGGCAAUCGGGUCGCUUUUUAUGUCGGCCUAAAGAAUCCCCACGAGGGCUACGAGGUGCUGAAGUUUGACGAUGUCAUUACAAACUUGGGGAACCUUUACGAUCCGAGCACCGGGAAGUUCACUUGCCAUGUUUCGGGGAUCUACUACUUCACAUAUCAUGUGCUGAUGCGGGGAGGAGACGGAACCAGCAUGUGGGCCGACCUGUGUAAAAAUGGACAGGUCAGAGCUAGUGCCAUAGCUCAGGACGCCGACCAAAACUAUGACUAUGCCAGCAACAGUGCUGUUCUGCACUUGGACUCGGGUGACGAAGUUUAUGUGAAACUGGAUGGCGGCAAAGCUCACGGAGGCAACAAUAACAAGUACAGCACCUUCUCGGGCUUCAUUUUAUACCCCGACUAG